CCACACACACACUUCACACACGCAAACACUCGACGACUUGCAAGCCAGCAAGCGAGCAAGACAAGACUUGGAGCAUUCGGAGCAGCAACCAGUCGCAUCUCCCCUGUGUGACACGAGACAACAGCAAGCAACAACAACAACAGCAACAGCAACAGCAACAGCGGGGCCGCUCGUGGCAGCAGCAUGCUGUCCAAUGUGGCCUUCUGGGCCAUGAAGAAGUUCAUGGCCCCUUACUUCCAAAACCUCGACGAUGCAGCCCUCAAAAUCUCCGUGCUGGAAGGCAAGGUGACGCUGACCAACCUGCAUCUGAAGAAAGAGGUGUUGCAGAAGGAGCUCGGCCUUCCCAUCUCCAUCACUGCUGGUGUUGUCGGGCUGCUGCACUUGGAGGUGUCGUGGAAGAACCUCUUUUCCAAACCAAUUCGCGUCACGCUCGACGAAGUGACCCUCAUCGUCGAGCCCACAGAAGAGCAGAAGUACGAUGCAGAGAAGGAGAAACAAGCAAAGCUGAAGCAGCGCCGGGACCAGCUCGACGCCCUCGACAAGGACGAGGCUCCCAGCGCAGACGACGACCUGUUCUCCUCCAAGAUCGUCUUUGGCGUCGUCAACAACCUCCAGGUGACGGUGAAGCGCAUCCAUCUCCGCUACGAGGACUCUGGCGCCGUCACGCCCUGCUCGCCGUUUGCUGGUGGCGUGACAUUGGGUGAAAUCACCAUUUGUUCCGCAGAUUCGAACUGGCGCCCAACUGUGAAGGAGCUCUCGCACACCGUCGCUCGAAAGCUGCUUGAGUUGAAGAACUUGUCCAUCUACCUCGAUGGCAACACGGACACACAUGCCCUCAUCUCAACAUCCAAGCAGAGCAUUGCCGACAUCCGUGCAGUCAUGAACAAGGUGUUUCAGGACCAGAGCAAUCUUGACAAGCACCACCACAUCCUGCGCCCGCUCGCCUUCAACGGACAGCUCUGCAUCAACAAGAAGGUCGUGACGCCGGACGGGAAGCGGCCGCCGCAGUUUGAGCUUGACUUUGCCAUGCCCAGCAUCGGCCUUGACCUGCGCCGCGUGCAGUUCCUCAACAUCCUGUCCUCCGCCAGCCAUUUUUCUCUGGCGGAAAAGCGCAAGGAGCACAAGCGCCUGCGGCCCGCUGUUCCGGUUUCCGGACACGCCCUCGCGUGGUGGACGUUUGCUGCCAAGAGCAUCACGCGCCGGUGGCGCAGGCGGCGCGACAUGUGGUCGUGGGCCAAGAUGAAGCAGAGGAGGGAUCUGCGGCUGGAAUAUGUCGAGCUCUUCACGCGCGUGCUCAAGCGACAGGCCAGCUCUGCAGACGCAAAGCGGGCAAAGGCAAUUGAGGAAGACGAGCGCCUCUCCAUCAACGAUAUUCGCCUCUACCGCAAGAUUGCAAAGUCGCGGGUGCCGAAGCGGUCGCUUGGUGGCGGUCUGAUGAAGUCGGUCAAGUCAUGGUUCUGGUCGUCGUCAUCAUCCUCCGCUCAGACAUCGGAGGACAUUGAGCGGGAGCUCAGCGAGUCACGCAAAGAGCUCGUGCAGAUGCUGGCAAAGGAAGAAGACUACGAAACGCCAAAGGACGCGGACUAUGUGGGUGCGAUUGUGAACGCUGCGCUCAAAAGCCUCGUUCUUCGUCUCUUGCGGGACUCUGCAGACGCAAAGUCGCUGGACACGAGCAAAGGCGACUGCCUGCUGCAGUUUGAGUGCGAUGACCUGACGGCAAAUGCCCUCCAGCGCCCCGUUGGCGACGGACUGUGCGUCAAGGCGAGUCUCUCGCGCACGUUUGCGCAGGUGCACUGCCCGGUCACCAACCGCAUGGUGGACUUGCUCAAGGCGUUGAUGGGUGAUGCUGGCGGCGACGACGACGACGGACAGCUCGCCACUUCCCUGCAGUUUGAUGUCAACCCAAUCCCGAUGGCAAACGAGCCGCACAUUGACAUGGCGCUGAAGCUGGUGAUGCAGGGGCACAUGAUCCAGCUCCAGCCGCGGCCCAUCAAGAGCAUUGUGGAGUUUUUCCAGGUGCCGCCGACGAUCAACACGGCGGACAUUGUUGACGCCACCAGCGCAUCGCUUGUGCACGCGCAGCAGCAGAUGCGGGCUGGUCUCGAGCACGCCAUCAACACCCGCAAGAACAUGAAACUUGACGUGAACAUUCGCGCGCCAGUCGUCAGUGUCUCCGUGCCCACAGACGUCGAGCAUGCACCAAAGCUGCUAGUUGCUGAUCUCGGUACAGUGGCCGUGCACAGCUCCCUGCAAGAGCCAACAGACACCACCACGCUCUCGCUCAAGGAUCUGCAAGUACUCAUGUACGACCGGUACAACAUCGAUCUUCAGCAAAUCAAGGUUCUUCUCGUGGACAACAUGGAUCAGUGGCGCGAGCUGCAGACGAAGAAAACGAGCACAAGGCACAUUGUCGACGAAACCAAGAUCCACGCCGUCGUGGGCAAGUGUUUGCGUGAGAACGACGUGCAGCUGCCCUUCAUCACCGUCAACGCCCGCAUCGAUGACAUCCGUGUCGGAGUGUCGGACCAGCAAGUUCUCUCGCUCCUCUCCCUCGCUAGCACCUUCAUCGGUGACUUGGACCUCCAAGCUCUUACGGAGCAAGCUGCGGUCUGGACGGAGGCGAGCACGUUUGAUGCCGACGCGUACCGGUACACGCAGUCGGUCGAGGAUGACUUUGAGCGCUUCCUUGCAAGCACAGACAGCAAUAACAACAACGGCGGCAGCGCCACGCAGGCAAGCAAGAAGAAGAAGAAGGACAGCGGGAAAGGCGAAGCGGCCCAAAGCUCCGCUGCAUCCACCCCCGUGUCCCGCAAGCCAACCCUCAAGCGUACACCAUCUGGCAUCAGCAGCAAGUCUGACAACCACGACGAUGAUGAGGAUGAGUUCCAGGAUGCAUCGAGCGAACUCCGUCCCGCAGCGACGCCGAAGCCGCCACCGUCAGAUAUUGCCAUUCGCCUGCUGCAGGCCGACUUGAAGAUUGCUCGGAUGGAGGUACAGCUGUACGAGGCACUGGCAGACGGCCGGCGAAAGAAGAACCUGUGCUUCACAGCGUACGACCUGAGCGCAUACGUGAACCAACGCACGCUCGACAUGGUGGUGGAGGCCACGCUUGCCGGUAUCGAUGUGGGCGUGUUCUCUGGGCCAGACCCAAGACGCAUGGAGGAGAUGUGUUUGCUGUACACGCGCGACGAUGCCAUCACAACACCAGAUGUGCUGUCAUCGUCCGAAGCGCGGCGCAUGGCGUCCUGCCAGUCCACCAACAAAAACUUUGUGUCGCUCAGCGCCACCAUUGUUGAUCCAAAACACCCAGACCUUCAAACCUCGUUCAGCAACACGCUUGUGACAGUUCAGGGCGAUAUUUCGCGCCUCGCCAUCAGUCUGGAGCAGCACGCGGCCGUCGCCCUCGUCAAGACGACGUUGCCGCUCGUGCAAGGCGUGGUGACGAAGAUUGCAGAUAUGACUGCACCCGCAGCACAAGCCGAACUGGCGUGGGACGACGGCAAAGGGAGCACCACGCAGCUCAGCGCUGCGCAGGCAACUGGGGCCGCCGCUGCUGCUGGCAGUGACACCACAGCAUCGCCCACCACCAUCACCCAACAGCAACCGCAAGCCGGAGGCGAUGAUGAUGACGACGACGACCGCGUCAGGCCAACAGAUAUGGCCAUCGCGUUCCACAGCACGGGCCUGGACAUUGGCAUUGCCACUGGCCGUACAUACCUAGCUGUCCUCUCAGUGGACAACUUGUCCGCAAACGUCGUGCAAUGCGGCACGCAGACCACAAUUCAGGCGCAGCUUGGCCAGCCACGCUUGCGAAACCACAGCGUGGUGAAUGAUGAAGGCUACCUGUACAGGGACGUCAUUGACGUCAUUGCAUCCGACACUCUCAUCGACACACAGCUGUUGCUGGAAGCAGACCCGAAGCAGGGCCAGGUUCCCCUUAGCAUCUCCCUGCGAGCAGCGCCGCUGCGUAUCUUUGUGCUGCCGGACUUCAUUGCGGGCGUACUGGAGUUCAUUGCUCCUGUCCUCACGACCCUCGAGGACAUAUCCGCAAACGCAGACGACGCAGCUGACCGCAGCGGCAGCAGCACCACCGCCACAAGCAGCGCGGCAGGCGACGUGGAAGACGAUACAGAAGCAGACGGGCGCAUGCACGUGGACAUUCUUGUGUCGUCGCCGACCGUGGUUGUGCCCCUGUCGCCAUACGACACCACUGCCGUUGUCAUUGAUCUGGGCAGCAUCACCGUCACCAACAACGUCACCGCCUGUGUGCAGAAUGCGAAAUUUUCCAAGGACCCGGAGCUGCUUGGCCGUGACGUCAAGAGCGCGCUGCUGUACAACCACAUGCUGGUGAAGAUCUCGGGCCUCAACCUGGCGCGUGCGGUUGUGGACGCGCGGAACAAGACAAAGGCGUUUGCAGCACAAGUGCGCCCGCUCGCAGUGCUGGACGACACGACGGUGGAGGUGAUGCUGCAGGCUGGGGAGCGGGAAAUGUACGAGGAAGCCCAGGCGCUGGCCACAUUCACCGACAACGACAUCAUCAGCGAGACGGUGCUGGUGAAGGAGGUGGAGCCGUUCACCUUUGAGCUCAACCAGGAGGCAGCAGCCGUCAUGGCCAGCGCGGCCGUGGGCGCAACGCAGGUCUCCGUCGGACAGACAGACUACCUCACGCUCAUCACGCUGGCGGAGAAUAUCAUGGCGUCACCCCUCAUGCAACCGUCCAGCACGGCCGCCGCUGCUGGCGAUGGUGGCGGCGACGAUGAUGGUGGCGAGCUGACGGGCGGGAGUGGCGAUGGCAAUGGCGGUGAUGACGUGGGUGCUGGGACUGCAGCUGAUAGCGUGACGGUACCGGAAGUCGAUGUGGAGCGGCUUGAUGCGCCUCACGCCGCAGCCAUGUUCAUGGCCGUGCACUUGCAAGAGAUCAGCGCGUCGCUGUACCUUGAUGACGGCGUGAGUGUGGACAACUGCCGCGACAAGAAAUACCAGCUGACCCACUUGGCAGUGCAGGACCUGCGUGCACGCGUGACCAUGAACGCAACGGGAACGAACGAGCUUGCUGCGUCCGUCACCAUUGCUGCUCUCUCAGCCCGCGACACGCUGCCGCGCAAAGGCAGGGCUGACGACGACGGUUACACGUUUCUCACAACGCCGCCAGGGAUGUCACGCGCGCUGCUGGAGGGCUCGCUGUUCUUCCGGCGCCAGACCAUUCGCGUUGUUGGUGACGAGACACUGGACGUGGACAGGCUGCGGGCGCCGCUGCAGGAGACGGGCAAGAUUCGCUCGCUGUUUGUGCAGCAGAACGCGCCCGAAGGGGUGCGCGUGGUGAUUGGCUGGAUGCACAAUUACCGCGAGGCCGCAGCCGCCAUCAAGCGCGUGCGCUCGCUCAAACUCCCGGGCGUGAAGAAGGUGGACUUGGGACCAUCGCUCGACUCCGAUGCACAGGGCGUCUUCCGCGGCUUUGUGCUGUACGUAUCGCCAGAGCUGUGUCAGAGCCUGCUUCGCUUCUUCAUCAUCUCAAGCAGCAGCACCAGCACCAGCACCACCAGUGGCCGCGGGCCUGCGUCAGCCUCACAGCAGUUGCGCGAUCAACAGCAGCAACAGCAGCAAUUGGAGCUUGAGCCAUCCUCAGCAGCAGUCACCACGUCCAGCACUGCAACAUCCUCCCCCGCUGCUGCCGCUGCGCCUGUGGCGAGCGCCGACCCCACACGCAACCCGGCGUAUGUCAAGGACGUGCUGCAGGAAGGCGCGGAGCCGCGCCCUCUGCCACAGCCCGUGGAGUGCUUCCGUGUCGAUGCAACUAUUGAACAUCCAACUGUGGUGGUGCUGGAGAGCAUUGCUCGUCGGGCACGCCAGUUCAACCUUGACUUUGUGCUGCAGGCACACGCCAUGUUCACGGAGGAGGUCGUGUUUGUGGAUGCGCAAGUGAGCGAUUUCCUGAUUGUGUCGCGGGAAGGAAAUGACCAGAGCACGCGGCUGGACUGCGUGGCGCCCUGCUGUGUGAGCUCCGUCUUCCGACAGCAGGGCGGCAAGACAGCCAUCUCGCUCGACGUCGACCCCAUCAACAUCAACCUCGCGUAUGCGGACGUGCGCAGUGCGACGCGGUUUGCGACGUCGCUGGUGGAGGAGUACGAGCGCCUUACCAGCACCACGAAUUCGGGCAAGUGGACCCAGCUUCCGUUCCGCCUCUCCCCGCAGUGCCACGUGCCGCCAAAGGAGGCGGCGUCCCUUGACGUGAGCGUGGCGACGGCCGGGCGUGUCACGGAAGAGGUGCUGACGGCAAACGUGCCGUGCGUGAACCUUCUCCUCAUCAACACCAAGGGCGGCCUGCGCGCGCCGCUGCUGUGUGUGUCGACGUCGCUCAGUGGAACCGUGACCAACUGGUCACGCGCCAUUGUGGCGGAUGCGCACGUGCAAAUUGCAAUUGCUGCUGUGGAUCCACACCAUUCGUCCUGGGAGCCCAUCCUUCUUCGUGAAACGCGUGACGACGAAGUCAUUGGAGGCUACACCCUCUCCCUCAAGGUUGAGCGAGGCGACUCUGGUAAGAUUGAUCUCUCGGACGUGAGCAUUGAGAAGCAAAGUGCUUCUCGUUCGACCAAGCGCAGCCACGGCCCAACGGGCGGAGAUGCAAGGAACCUGCUGACACCAACAGUGGACACGUUCUGGCGCUGUGCACCGCGCAAGAAGCACGUGGUUGUCUUUGACAUGGGCCGCUGCAUCAAGCUUGAGCGCUUCCUGUACCAGCCCGUGCGGCAGCCGCACCUGCAGCCAAAGGACUCUCGCCUGUUUGCGUCUGACAGCAGGAACGGCCCCUGGGUUGAGGCGUGUCGCCUCUCUGCCGCCCAGCAGACACACACGGUUGCGCCUGUGCAGACACCAAAGUUCAACGCAUCCGGCCGCUACUGGCGCUGGGAGAUUCUCUCCCGCUACGGCAAAGAAGGUGCUGGUGUGUCGUAUGUUGGCUUCCAGGGAGCAGAGGGCGGGUUGAACAUCAACCUGCAGACCGAGGACCGCUUGGAUUUGACUGUCACAUCCACGGGCGUGCAGCACGUCACCGACAUCCUCACAAAGUGGAUGCGCAUCACCAGCGUCACGGGCAAGAGCACAAAGGGCGCCCAUGGCGGGCGCGUCGGCACGCACAAGCUGAUCAACCUGACAGACCGCACGCUUGCCUUCACCCCAUCUGGGCGCUUCAGCGCAGACGUGGCGCGCAAGCACGUGGUGCCGCCGGGCGAGCUGAUGGUGUUCACGCCAGAGCGCGAGGUGCUGUCGGACAUGCACGGGCAGUCCAGGGGCACAGGCGCGUCCACAGGCUCUGCCCGCCAGCAGUUUAUGGGGUACAUGGCCAAGGGCCAGCAGCAGCACACCUCCGCCAUCACCGACAUUGUCAUCAUCGACGCAAACAAGGGCGAGCGCCCACCGCCUGGCUACCGCAUGAUUGAGAAGAACCUCAACGAGGGAGGCAGCGGGCACAAGCUGUACCUGUGCUACGGUUCCAACCAGGACCAGCAGCCCAUCACCGAUGUGCAGGUGUCGUUCAUUGGCACAAAGGGGUGCAUCACGCCCAAGAUUGGCGUGCACGAGCCCAUCCCUGCCGGCUACGACAUGAUCCCCACCAACCUCAACACGGGCGCGUCGGGUGCGCGGGACGUGUUCAUGAGCGUGUUCCGCGGCAACGGCGCCCCCAUCAUCGACAUGACGGUCAUCUAUCACAACGGCACCAAGCACGAGUCCAUCCCCUCUGGCUUCUACGUGAUUCGCAAGAACCUGAGCGCGGGCCAGAAGAAGAAGGAAAACCCCAUGCUGUGCAUCAAGCGGGCGCCGUGUCGCUGGACUGCUGUCGAGCCCAAGACGGUCACUGGCGAGAAGCCAAUCACCAACCUCUUCGUGUCCAUCAUUCGCAAGGGCGCACGCCUCGCGCCGCAGGGGCCGCCAGAUGAUGACGCCAGCAACCCUGUGUACUGGGAUGCCAUGUAUGACGGCAAGCCAUUCAACCUCAACGAGAAAUCCGGUGGUGACAACAUCUUCCUCCUGCGCACCACCGACACGCGCUUCGAACCCAUCACCGCCCUCAAGAUUGGGUACACGCGCGAGCCUGAAGAUGAAGGGUGGGAGACGACCGGAGUGAACCUGAACUUGGGCAACAAGGGUGCCGCACUGUAUCUGCACUUCCGACGAGAGCCAGGCGCGCCACCCGUGGUGGAGAUUCGCUUCUUCUACACCAACAACGCCCCCAACGGCUUCAUCGUGCUCUUCCCAGACCUGAACAAGAACCUGUCCAUGACGCGCGCGUGUUACAUGUGUUACCGGGUUGCGGACGUGAACCCAGCAGCCAUUGAGAUUCUCACGCCACAAACACCGCGCGGCAGCAGCCAGCACAUCAACACUGCACCAGCAGCAUCGACCCCCGAUGCUGGUGCUCGUGGUGGCACCGUGUCAUCAUCUCGUGCUCGUGACAGGAAUGCCGAUGAUGAUGAUGGUGGUGGUGAUGAUGAUGAUGAUGAUGAUGAUGAUGCUGGCGAGGAAGACAGCAGCAAUGGCCGUGGGCAAGGUGCUGAUGAUGACAAUGAGGACGAGCAAAGCAGCAGCCGCGAUGGAGGCCCCACGCACAAGCGCAUCUCCAAAGCAGGGAAGCAGAAGGCGCGAGAGCUGUAUGCACUGGAGCUGCUGCGGCUGUCCGGUGACGGCGAGCAUGCCAUUGGCCUGGAAGUCGACGGGUUCCAGCCUCUGCAAGGCCUGGCCAUCUCGGAGGUUGGCGAGACCACGUGCGAGCUGACAACGUCGAGCGGGUCCGGACGGUGCGUCCGCUUGGUCGUACACGUGCGCGUGCAGGAUGGCGUGCGCGAGGUGAUUAUGCGCUCCCCGCUGCACUUGGAGAACGGGCUCAAGCACCCUGUGGACGUGUGCGUGCCGGGAUUUUCGCACACGGAGGAGCUGUCCAUUUCGCUCGUGCCGGAGCAACAGUACUCGCCACCGCUUGGUUUACUGGACACCGUGUCCACCGACGACAUGCUUGUGCCGCUGCUUCGCUUCUUCGAUCCAGCCGCAAACAAGCACAUGUACACGACCGACCCCUUGCAGGCCAUCUCGUGCAACUUGCAUGCGCAGCAAGUCUGCACGCUUGGGUUUGUGUACCGCCACCAGCUUGAGAACACGGUGCCGCUCUGGCUCACCCGCCUCUCCCCGACAGAACACGAAUACGACGGCUUUGUCAACCAACCAGGGCUGGUGCUGCCUGGUCAGAAGCCGCUGAAGGAGGAGAUGAGCACAACAGAGCUCCAAACCAAAGGGCUGCGGCUGGCUGGAUACGUGUACCCGCCGCAAACAUCUCCAGCAGCAACAACAGCAACAGAGCGCGUGGAGUUGCGCCCGCUGCAUCGCCUGUACAAUCCAAAGUUCAAGGACAUUCUGCUCACCAACAGCACGGAGGAGGCUGCGGCGGCCCUCAAGUCGAAGAAGGUUGCCUACAAGGUGCCUGGUGUGAAGGAGGCGGACGACAAGCUUGCCGCGCCCAUGUGUCUGCUGGUGAAGGACCCUGGCCAGGUCCGCGUGCGCCUCAAGGAGGGCCACCCGUGGAGUGAGAUGGUGGAGGACUGUCGCCUGUCGCGUGACCCGGCAAAGCGCGAUCUCGUCUGCAAGGACGAGCAGCGCCCCUUUGUCUGCUCCCUUUGCCCAACCGGCCGCGAGAUGCAGUCCUCCUUCCGGAUUGUUGAGCCGCUGUCCUUCAAGAACAGCCUGCCUGUGUGCGUGGUGUUUGGCCUCUGCGCCAACGAAGAAGCGCUGCCGUAUUCAUACGUGGCAGUUCCGCCCGGUGGCAAGUGUGGGUUCACGUCGCUCGUGCACAAGCGGGCGCUGACGGUGCGAAUGGCGAUUGUCAACAGCAUGGACAACCUGCCGACACACGAGACCCUCGUGCGCGACACGCCGCCCAAGUUCACCGAGGGGUACUGGAGCAAGCCGUGCAUGAUUGACCUUGACCGCCCAAAGAAGAAGCCGUACACCACCACGUGGGUGCCGCCAGAGGAGUUGAGCCAGGCGCUGACCAUGCUGAAGCUCUUCCUCACGCUGCGCCGCGAACCGGCCGAGUACGGCCCAGAAACAGCCAUCCUGUAUUGCCCCUUCCAGAUUGUCAACAACACGGAUUUGCAGCUGAGCGUUCGCCCGCGCACGACAUCUGGGGAGCCGUACAUCCCGCGCCGCCCACAGCCAAAGAGCGAUUACGACAAGCGCAAGCUGUCCAGCGGGGAAGGGGACACGCACACCGUGUGGCUGUACUCGCCCCUCACGCGGCUGGACGAGACGGUGGUGUCGUUUGACGGCUUCCGCUCGCGCCCCUUUGACGUGACCAAGCUGGUGGCCGGCAACACGCUCAUCAAGUGUCUGUACGUCGACGACAAGGGUGAGGUGCAGGAGCGCGGGCGCGCCCCCAAGAUUCUCAUGAUCCACUGGGAGUUUGCCGAUGAGGACCUGCUCUCCAGGCGCCUCUUUGUGGACCCGAUUCUCACGUUUAAGAACGACACGAGCGAGCCUGUCCACCUCACGCGUGUGAAGCAGGCGACCGAUGACCCCGUUGACCAGCGCACGCGCACCAUCCCGCCCGGCCUCACCUGGCACGACGCCGACGUUCCGAACAAAACCCUCUGGAAACUCGCGCUCAGCAGCGUUACAGGCUGGAGUGGCGCCUUUGCGCCCACGGAACUCGGUGUUGAUGUGCGCGUCGUGCACACCCUCAAAAUCCACAAUGACGAAGACGAGUUGACGGCUGUUGAGGCAGACUGUUUCAAGAAGGCGGGUCGGUUUGUUGUCACGUUCCGCCCCGUCUCCUCAACCCCGCCCAUGCGCAUCGAGAACCACACCAACCGCAAGAUUGCAUUCAAGCAGUCCGAAGUCACCUGGGCUCCAGAGUACCUGCUCAACCCGUCGUUCGGUAUGAACUACGCGCUUGAGGAUCCAAACCCCGCCGCCAAACGCGAACUGCAACUCAAGGUGUACACGACGUCGAAUACAGAGGAGUGCGACUGGGUCUCUGUUCCCUUUGCGCCGGAGGGCGUGAUGAAACUUCGCAACAAGAAGAAGAAAGGAACAAAGGAGUCACCCGAUGAUGACGUGCUUGCUGUUGUCAAUGUCAUUCCAGACAAGACAACCGGCGUGCUUCACUACGUUAUUGCCAAUGACGUGAAGCAUCUGCGUUCGCUGUAUGGCCUCUCUGCGGAUGCGGAGAGCGAGGAAUUGCUGCUGAACGUGAAUGUGCUGUUGGAGGGUGGCCUGUCCGUCUCCCUGAUUGACAGCACCAAGCAGCGGCCCUCCGAGUUUGCGCUCUUUACGCUCGACAACAUCAGCGCGUCGUUCACGCAGACGACACAGCGUUUGAAACUGGCGGCAGCUGUGCAGAAGCUGCAGCUUGAUUUCCAGCAGCACGACGCCCUCUACCCCGUCGUCAUGUACAGCCGCACACAGCUGGAGCAGAAGGAGGAGGAAAACCGCAUGCACGUAUUUGAGCUCUCCUUUGUGCAGAAACUCGGCGAUGUGAGCGGACGCGCCGCCGACAGCAUCGAGUACUUUGGCGCCAAACUCCUGCCGCUUGAACUCAAGGUUGACGGCGAGUUCCUGGCGCAGCUGCUACGCUUCCUCUCUGUGCUUGAACUGCUGCCUGAGGGUGAGCUGACGGACGACCCACCGCCCGCCAGCCCCGUGCCGCUGUUCUGCAAACACAUCUUCAUCAGCCCCGUCGAUGUGCGUGUGACACUGACCAAUGCGGACGCGGCAACGCAGGACCUGCCAGCCGUCUUCCAGACCAUUGGCAUCACCAUCCCCGCUGUGAACAGUGCCCCGUUCAACCUUAAUUCGUUCGAGUUGAAGGACACGCUCAUCUCGCUGACUGCGCUGCUGAUUCGUCUUGGUGAAUCAUAUGAACACAACGUCUUCCGCUGGCUCGUCUCCAUCGGUCUCGUGUCCACCAUUCUCUCGCUGGACAUGCUGGGUGAUCCCCUCCAGGUUGUGCGCGAUGUUGCUGGCGGCUUCAAGAGUCUCUUCUUCAAUCCCGUCUCCAGCGUCCUCGCAGGGCCCGAGGAGUUUGGCGCUGCUGUGACGAAAGGCGUCAAGGACCUGGGCACGGGUGUUGUUGGCGGCGGUGUCGGCAUGGGCGCGAAGAUGGUGGGUGCAACCGGGCGUGGCCUGGCAAAGGUCACCUUUGACAAGAAGUUCCAGGAGGAGCGAGAGCGUACGCUUCGUGCACAGCCCACGGGCGCGCGCCGUGGCUUCCUCUCCGGCGCGCGCAUGUUUGCACGCGGCCUCAGGUCCGGCGUGUCUGGUGUCGUCACCACGCCCGUCCGCGAAGGCAAGGAGGGCGGUGUUGGCAAAGGGCUUCUCGGCUUUGGCAAGGGCAUGCUGGGUCUCUUUGUGAAGCCAGCCAGCGGUGCUGUGGAUCUCGUGUCGUGCACGCUUCGUGGCAUUGAGACGUCCAUCUCAGGCCAGCAAGGCGUUGAGCGCGCGCGUCUUCCGCGCCACAUCCACGCAAAGGGCACCGUGGUGCCUUAUUCGCCCCUCAAAUCACAAGGCGUCGGCUUUAUCCAGCGCACGCCCGUGCUGCGCGACAACUACGGCGACAUCCCGUACGUUGCGCACGUGUCGGAGAUUCUCAAGCAGGACACGAAGCGCGGGGAGCACCACCUCUGCGUCAUCCUCGCCCUCUCCACGCGCAUCCUCGUGUUGGAUGUUGUUGCUGGAAAGAAGAUUACUGUGCAGAAGGAAUUUGAUGCCACCAAACUGCGCGGUUUCCAGGAGAAGCCAGAGCGAAACGGGAUGGAGUUGACAUUCAGCGACAGCAGCGCCGGCAUUCUGCCAGUCCGCGACGACGACACAUAUCCUGUUCUUGGCGCCAUCUUGAAGACGCUCUACAACCUCAACGUCCGCCACGCGUUCCAGGUUGACUCCCUGGACACGGUGUUCAGGCCCGAGUCAGAUCACACGGAGCUUGUUCAGGUGCAUGAGUACGAGCGCAACUGCGACGGCACUUGGGCGAAACGAUUCAUCCCAUCCGAUCCAAUUUCAGCGUAUGUUGUGAGCGGCACGUAUGAGCAGUUUGUGUCGCUGAAGGAGAUCAAGCCACACCCGGGGUGGGAGUGGAUCGGCAACUGGAUGCUCGCAGACUCGGCAAGGGAUGGGGACGAGGCGUGGGAAUACGCCCGCAACCUGUCGUCGCGCUUUGAGAAGGAUAUGCGCAACGCCAGCAUCCGUCGCAGGAAAUGGGUUCGCGAGCAGCAAGAAGUCGCCCACUUGCACGAUGCGUCCACGGCCUGAGGUGCAGCAGUGGCAACGUGAUUUACCCCCUCCCCCUUUCGUUUGUUUGCUCGCUUGCUUCUGUUCGUGCUUUGUCUUUGCGUCUGCCGUGCCGUAUUGCAUCCUCCUCCUUGUUGGUAUUGGUGUGUGCUCCGUCGUGUGCUGUUACAUUACCGCUCGCGUUCGUCUUUCACAAUUUCCCGGCGAUGGCUUCAUUUUCGUUUGCACAGCAGCUGUUAUUGUUCACCUCUGUGUUGAUUCAAAGCGUUGCAUGUGUUGUAGUUUCCCUUGCUGGCUCGUUUGCCGUUCUUGUGCUGGCAACGCUCGUUCACGCCCUUCAUAAAAGACAAUCGCUUCAUA
Messenger RNA from Salpingoeca rosetta, 13632 nucleotides. RefSeq lists its product as uncharacterized. Bases 184 to 13293 code for a protein of 4369 amino acids. The transcript is spliced from 57 exons. NCBI's taxonomy places the organism in Eukaryota, Choanoflagellata, Craspedida, Salpingoecidae. Gene Ontology annotation, cellular component: extrinsic component of membrane. Gene Ontology annotation, biological process: protein targeting to vacuole; protein retention in Golgi apparatus. The record is from RefSeq and is a predicted model, not a curated record.